AUGUUUGGUUCAGUGCGAAGAGAUAAGGGAGAGUUUGGUAGCUGUUCAACUCCGUGUUUUUGCCUUUGUGCACGCCAUCCUCCCCAUUUGCUGUACGGAUUGGCAACGGCAUUGUUGCUGUACCUUCUUGUUAGUCCAAAUGCCACGGCCAGGGCGAAUUUCACUGGGAAAACUGUCCUUUUCUGGUUUUUUGCUGCCCGCACGAUUCGCGGCAUUUCGCACUUUUUGUGGCAACACUCUGGACGACUGACUUUUUCUUGCGUCUUGAAUUGCGCUGCAUUGCGGAUCUUGGGGGGAUCAAAGUGCCGUUUAUAUGUUUUUUGCAGAUGUUGUGCUUCUUCCUUUUUGCAUGGCGGCGUCCGCAUUUCGCAGCGUGGGCAUCUUUGCGCAUCUUGCCGUCGUACUUUACUCAGAUCGCCAAAUACUUUUUUUUUUGGUUGCCUGGGGUCUCUCUUGUGUGAACGAGUGAAUUGCUACUCAACAUACUCCAUUGGUGUGUCCUUUUGCCAAUGGAGCGUUUGGAUCCGGAUCGCUUCAUUGGUGGCAGAGCAACCGUCCCACGCAUGGUUGUCAUCUUUGCCGCGUGGGUCGGAACCCCCAACAUUCUUUUUGGUGGGAGCCACGCUUCCCUGCAGUGGAGACGUAAUUUUCUUGGUUGCAGAAGCAAAUUUUUUCUCCUUCCACUGCUGGUGUAUUGGUCUCGGAAUCCCGGUGUUUCUGUUAUACUUUUUUUCAUAG
Messenger RNA from Trypanosoma cruzi, 738 nucleotides. RefSeq lists its product as uncharacterized. The transcript has a single exon. NCBI's taxonomy places the organism in Eukaryota, Euglenozoa, Kinetoplastea, Trypanosomatida, Trypanosomatidae. Bases 1 to 738 code for a protein of 245 amino acids. The record is from RefSeq and is a predicted model, not a curated record.